Molecule: messenger RNA, 1978 nt
Organism: Capra hircus (goat)
Lineage: Eukaryota; Metazoa; Chordata; Mammalia; Artiodactyla; Bovidae
Gene: RAB40B
Product: RAB40B, member RAS oncogene family
Exons: 6
Coding region: 386-1219 (277 amino acids)
Biological process (GO): protein localization to plasma membrane; intracellular signal transduction
Cellular component (GO): endosome; synaptic vesicle; plasma membrane
Molecular function (GO): GTP binding; GTPase activity
Source: RefSeq, a predicted model, not a curated record
ACAAGGAGUCGGACACAACUGAAGUGACUUAGCAGGCACGCAUGUUGUCUCCUAUGGAGGUGUGGUCAAUGCAGAUAUCCAAUACAUAAAGCGGAGGAGGGAGGCAGUCCAUAUGGGCAGAAAAACUAUUUGUCUGUUUUUCUUGUCUUGCCAUAGAACAGGAACUUUAUUUCAUCACCCUAGUGCACGUAGGUACAUGUUUCAUCUUUGUAUAGUUGAGAAAAUACUUCAUAACUAAUUUCAUUUUCUAUACACUUUUACCUUACAUUCACAGUGCAAUAACUUGGAGGAAAGGAGCACCAUGUUCUAGCCCUGGGUCCAGCAGAGACAAGGGUGUGUGGCUGGGCUGCCCACAGUCUCUCAGCAAACCUGGGGCCAGCAGGCCAUGUGUAGAGCCCGCUGCAGAAUGGUUCUGGGGGCUCCUGCUGCCCACCGCUCAGGUAGUGGCAGGGGCCUGGGCACUGAGCUGGAGGCAAUGGUGGUAAGGGAGGAGCGGAGGUUGGAGACCCUGCUUCAAAUAGAAGGCAUCGACUACAAGACCACCACCAUCCUGCUGGACGGCCGGCGGGUGAAGCUGCAGCUCUGGGACACGUCGGGUCAGGGAAGAUUUUGUACCAUAUUCCGCUCUUACUCUCGGGGCGCACAGGGUGUGAUCCUGGUAUAUGACAUCGCAAACCGCUGGUCCUUUGAUGGCAUCGACCGGUGGAUUAAGGAGAUCAAUGAGCAUGCCCCAGGGGUCCCUAAGAUCCUGGUGGGGAACCGCCUGCACCUGGCCUUCAAGCGGCAGGUCCCCACGGAGCAGGCCCAGGCCUAUGCAGAGCGCCUGGGUGUGACGUUCUUCGAGGUCAGCCCACUGUGCAAUUUCAACAUCACUGAGUCCUUUAUGGAGCUGGCCAGGAUCGUGCUGCUGCGGCAUGGGAUGGACCGGCUCUGGAGGCCGAGCAAGGUCCUGAGCUUGCAGGACCUGUGCUGCCGGGCAGUGGUGUCUUGCACGCCUGCACACCUGCUGGACAGGCUGCCGCUGCCCACGGCCCUCAGGAGCCACCUCAAGUCCUUCUCGAUGGCCACCGGCCUGAGCGCCAGGAUGGCGCACGGCCGGCCCUGCUCCCUCGCCACCAGCUCCGGCCACAAGAGGACCAGCCUCCGAAAAGCCAAGGGCACCCACCUCCCCCAGAGCCCCCCCAGACGCUGCUCCAGGAACAACUGCAAAGUCUCUUGAGGAGGGUGCAAGGCAGAGGAGGGGCACAGACGGGAGGGGGAGGCCGCUCUGGACCUAGACGCCUGCCAGUGUCGUGGUGACCACGUGGCCCCGAGCAAUGAAACCGAGGCUGGUACCCUGCUUACCAGCUACUUCUGCAUGGAUGGGCAUGGGGCUCUUAUUUCAGACAUGUGUUUAUAAAGGGAAGAACUCUUGAUAACAUGGAAAUUUGAAUGUAACCUAUCAUGAUUGCAGUGCAACUUUUUUCUUAAAAUAACUACUUUUUAUAAGAAUGGUGAUAUGUUUGUGAUGAGUAUAAAUUCUAGGGACUACAAAAAGUGGAAAUGGAGAGAGAAAUUAAGAGUUUUUGAUGCUAUGAGGGGUCUUUUUAUAAACCUCCUUUUUAAAGUUGAAGCACUAAUUUAUAAAACGCCAUAGAUGUUAGAGAUUAUGCGCAGCCAAUUUGUCCAGCUUGUGUAUGAAACAGAUUUGAUCAAGUUUUUGCUACGUUAUUUACUACGUUUUAGGAUAAGUGAUUUAUAUGCAUAUUUUCUGUAAAUCUACAUUUUUUUGUACAAAUGUUUUACAAGUUAUGACGCUAAAGGGAAGAAAAUGCCAAAGAUAUUUCUAGUUACAGCAGACACACUGCAGCAUGGUUACACCACGUCCAGACUGGCAAGAGAAUGUCACUCAGAGCCAUUUUCAGCUACGAGUGAAGCAAACACUGUUGUUUAAGAAUGGAUGUUUCCUGACAAUAAAAAGCAUACUCGUUUCUUGGUA